ACCGCUGAAGGCGCCUUUUUUUGGUUGGCUUUCCCUGCUCAGCUUGUCCCCGUGAGCCCGUGAGCCCGUUUCAUCACCGCUCAUCGAAUCCGUUUUAUUGCUGAGGCAAAGCCUGGUUGAACACGUCUCCCCCACUGCUGGCUGCCCGAUCAUGACGCCGUUGACGUUAUUGGCUGUCGGCGACAACCCGAGGUUGCUGUUUUACACGUUGCAAUUCCAGAGAACCGACAAGUUCACGAUCCACCUGGUGAACAGCACGCUGGCGAUCAACGAGAAGGUGAAGCUGAACGAUGACUAUUUCGACCCGCAGUUCAUCCACAACUCGCUGGACAACGUGGCGAAGGUGGAGUUCGACGUUGUGAUUAUAAGUGCUGGCUCGUUGCAACAGAUGUCAACGCUGUCUGCGCAAUUGGCACCGUAUCUCGGCAAGACGACGAUUGUUCUCGUGGAGUCCACCGGGUUUGUCAAUCUGGAGCCCUUUGUGAAGAACUGCUUGACCCAGAAGCCUCCUGUGUUCUCUCUCAUGACACCGCUGGAUGUGCGCUCGCUUGGAACGAGAAACGAGUUUGCCAUGAAGGGCGAGAAGAAGAUCUUUAUAGGACAGUCGGGUACGCUGAAUGCCAAGUACCCGCAGAGACUACAGACGGACCUGAACGCGUUGGCAACGCUGCUGAAGGUUGACUCGGUUGAGGUGAUCACCAAACAGACGCAUUUGGAGUUCUUGGUUGAGCAGUGGAAGUUGGCUCUUCCGCGUAUAUGCUUUGACCCACUGUUGAUAAUGUUUGAAGAGCCGGUGCCACAGCUGUUGACGAACCAGAUCUUGGCCAAACCACUCCUGAGUGGGUUGAUUACCGAGAUGAUUACCGUGGCGAAGACCAUGGGUUGUAAAUUACCAGCUGGCUACGAUAGUGAGUCCAGCUUGCUGAAGUUGUGGAGCUCUUGGUAUAAGGAUUCGACCAAUACAGAUACCAAGCCAAGGUAUGCGAACUCGCCAGAGUUGUUUUACAAUUUCUACCACAAGAAUGACUUACAAGUCGAUAUGCUCUUGCUACAGCCUAUUCUAUUGGCAGAUGACCAUAGCAUCAAGACUCCAUACCUGGAGUUCCUGUAUGCAACCAUCUGUGAGUUUAACAAGUUCAACACCAAGCCGUCGCUGUUCUUCAAGAGAAACGAUGGUGUCAACGAUUCUGAGCUGAAGAAUGAAUUGAAUAAGAUGAAGAAUUCGUUGGCUCAACACGCUUCCGAAUAUAAGACGUUGUUGAAACAGAAUGAACAACUCCAGCUGAGAUUGGAUGAGCGUGAAAGAUCAUUGUCUUCGGUAGAUUCGUUAAGAGGUGAACAUCAACAGUUGCAACAGGCGUACCAGAAUAAGUCGAGAUUGCUAUCAUCUUCAGAACAGCAGAUUCAGCAGUUGAAGUUACAAAUCAAUAAACUGGAACAACAAGCUCAACAUCACCAGGUGGAAUUGUUAAGAGCUAAAAAUGAAGUCAAGACUUCAACACCGGCUUCUUCAACCUAUGAAGUCACUCCAGUCUCUACUUCGACAUUUGUCCAAAGAAGUGCAGACGUUUCCGACAAUGGCACUCCCGAUCUACGUGAUUUGACAGAUGUUGCCUUAAUAUCCGCAUCUAUGGAUCCUGUACAGCCUCCAUCACCAGCAAUUCCACAAGGCCCGCCUCCGCCUCUCCCACAUUCAUCGUCUUCAGGUUCGCAAUCUCCAAUAUUAAAUGGCGGCGACUUGUCAGCAAGGGAGAUAGAAUUGCACAAGAAGGAGGCUGCUUUGGCGUCAAAGGAACAAGAGUUGAAUCGGAAGCUAUCCCAGUUCAAUUUGCAACAGCAUAAUAGAUUUCCUCAACAACUACAAGCACCUGUGAUGCCAAAGAUGAGGCCUCAACAGCCUCCGCAGCAUCAUCAGCCACAUGCUCAACAUCACCCGUUGCAGCACCAGCACAGUUCACAACAACUUCACCUUCAUUUACAACAACAACAACAACAACAGCAGCAGCCUCCCCAGCAACAGCAUCAGCAUCAGCAACAGCCACAGCAACUACAACAACCUGGGUUCCCACGUCGUGCGACAACAACAGAUAUCUACACGGGAAUCCCAGCCGAUUUAUCAUCCCAUCAGUUCAAACCAACCUCAAGGAAGAACAGGAAAUCAUCGAUGCCCUUAUCAGCUGCCUUGGGUGCUUCUCCAAACUACGCUACGAUUCCAGUAGCUCCUCGCUCCGCUAGUGGUGGCCAUGUUCCAGCAAGUACUACUAACCACCCAAAUAACUUCAGCAGUUCAAACCUGAAUGGACACAGUACAUUACCACGUCAGUGAACAGCAAACAAAAAGCAGUGCAUUGUAUUUAAAAUUCCCUUAGUUUUACAUAAAAACAUCAUCUCUUCGUCCUUGCUAUCGAUAUU
This is a messenger RNA of Williopsis jadinii, 2412 nucleotides long. RefSeq lists its product as uncharacterized. Gene Ontology annotation, cellular component: cytoplasm. The transcript has a single exon. The record is from RefSeq and is a predicted model, not a curated record. Lineage: Eukaryota; Fungi; Ascomycota; Saccharomycetes; Phaffomycetales; Wickerhamomycetaceae. Gene Ontology annotation, molecular function: oxidoreductase activity. The coding region runs from base 152 to 2326 and encodes 724 amino acids.